AUGCGCUACCAACAAGGUGAAGAAAGAGAUAGGGCUGACCAUCUUAACGAGACCUUAUAUGACAUCCUAGAUGACGAUAUCCUAGAUAACGAAGAUAUAAGAGAAGAUGGUAAUAAUGAGGAGCCUAUACUUCCAACUAUUCAUGAAGAUGAAGAUAAGGAUAUGCCGUCCUCGCCACCAAUGCCUAUCCAACACGCUCGGAAGACUGGAAGAGAUUUACUUGAUAUCUUUCAAGCUACUCGUCAAGACCCCAUAAAUACUUUAGAUAUUACCUCGAUGGGUAGACAUCGACGUCCGACACUAUCCCCCGUAAACCAAUUCAGCACCUAUCUUGCAUUCAGCAAGCGCACCCCCGGCAACAUGUUGCCGAUGACAAUGUAA
This is a messenger RNA of Pseudogymnoascus destructans, 381 nucleotides long. RefSeq lists its product as uncharacterized. The transcript is spliced from 2 exons. Bases 1 to 381 code for a protein of 126 amino acids. The record is from RefSeq and is a predicted model, not a curated record. NCBI's taxonomy places the organism in Eukaryota, Fungi, Ascomycota, Leotiomycetes, Thelebolales, Thelebolaceae.